Molecule: messenger RNA, 590 nt
Organism: Trichomonas vaginalis G3
Lineage: Eukaryota; Parabasalia; Trichomonadida; Trichomonadidae
Product: phage tail repeat-like family
Exons: 1
Source: RefSeq, a predicted model, not a curated record
AUGUCGAAAGAUAUUGCUUCCAUGAGAGAAAUACAACACAACCGACAACUCAUUAUGCAAGCUCUAAAUAAGAACACAACAAAUUUUUCAAACUAUUCUAAGAUAUCUGAGUCAUUGAAAGAAGGAAACUUAAAACUGACAUUAAACCCAAUGACAGAUGAGUUUCUGUUUCAAGACAAUAAGAACCAUACUGUCUGUAUAAAUCCAACAAAAGGAACUUUAAACGAGAAACCUAUAAAUGAACUUCUUUUGAAAACGGAUGUUGACAACAAAGCUGACAAAGAAUAUGUCAUUGAAAAAGUUCAAGAAGAACAUGACAGAGCAGAUGCAACAUAUGCAACGAAAGAACAUACUCAUCCUGAACUAGCGGACAAAACAUAUGUUGACAAUAAAAUGUCAAGUGAAGUGACAAGAGCUGACAAAGAAUAUUCUAAAAAGACUCAUACACAUUCUAUAUCUGAAAUAACAGACUUAAACGUUAGCCUUGAAAAUAAAGCGGAUAAGGACUGUGUGGCUAGUGCGUUAGAGAAGAAGGCGGAUAAGGAAUAUGUGGAUGAAAAAGAUAAAGAAAUUAUAGAAAGGGUUGAAUG